Messenger RNA from Zootermopsis nevadensis, 2665 nucleotides. Lineage: Eukaryota; Metazoa; Arthropoda; Insecta; Blattodea; Termopsidae. The record is from RefSeq and is a predicted model, not a curated record.
AACUUUGUCAAUGCACUGACAGACGCGUGUCUCCCGCAGGUCCGGAAUGCGACCGCGGUCUUCAUCAUCAACCUGAGUGUGUCGGACCUUAUGUUCUGCUGCUUCAACCUGCCUCUGGCUUCCUCGACGUUCUGGCAGCGCGCCUGGAAACACGGCAACUUGCUAUGCGAGCUGUUCCCCCUCACGCGCUACGGCCUUGUGGCUGUCUCUCUCUUCACCGUCCUGGCGAUCACCAUCAACCGCUACGUGAUGAUCGGCCAUCCCAGGCUGUACCCCAAGUUGUACAAGAAGCAGUACUUGGGACUCAUGGUGGCUUGCACGUGGGUCUUCGGAUUCGGCGCUCUCAUUACCACGUGGUUCGGCAAGUGGGGGAGAUUUGGCCUGGACACGAGGAUUGGCUCCUGCUCCAUUCUGCCAGACUCUCACGGCCACUCUCCCAAAGAAUUCCUCUUCAUCGUCGCCUUUCUAAUCCCCUGCCUCGCCAUUGUGAUCUGCUAUGCUCGCAUCUUUUAUAUCGUCCGCAAGACGGCAUUCAAAUCGCGCCUCACGACGCGACACAAUACGGUCACAGCGAAUCAGUCGCGCAGUUCCGGUGCAGCCACCAGCAGCAACAACCCUGAUGGUAAAGUGCGUCGUGGCGAAGGUUACGAGGCUGUCACUGUAUCUGGAAGAAUUAUGAAAAAAUGUAACUUCUCUCCAGAAGACUCCGCACUCGGGUCCUCAAGCACCGGUCCAACUAUCACCAACGACAAAGGAUCGUCCUUCAUGGAGAACGGACACACGUCUCCCCCACCUUGCAACAACAACAAGUCUUCUUCAGAUAUCAGGGUUCAAAUAAUUGACAAUGUCAUCGGAUGCAGCAGCAAAUCUGACAGAAUUAUCCUGCCACCAAGUCCCAGUCUCCUCUCACCUCCAUCGCCAAUUCGCCUGAGACUUCCAUUGCAGAAGAAAGUCUUUGGCGAACCUUCCUCUUCAUCGGGCAUCGACGCAGGAGCUGCAGGUAACGAGGAAUAUGACGACGAGGAAGGUGUUUGCAGUAGUCGAAGCGGAACUCCGACGUCUCUCUGUAGCUCUUCGACGAUGGAUCCCUGUGGGACGACAUCGUCUUCGGCUCAACACAGUUUCAACCAGCGAUCGAGAGGAGUGACUUGUAAGGGUCGUCGGAAGGAGAGGGUGACAACGGCCGGAGCUGUCAACUCAGCACUGUCUCAUGUAACGAGUGCCUUCCGUGUGGGUGGUAAGAUCAAAUGCAGUACGAGUCCUCGACGACAAAGUACUUUCGCGGCUUCAUCCGGACUUGCAACUCCUGGUAAGAUGACAGCCAAAGACAAGAAACUCCUCAAGAUGAUUCUCGUAAUAUUUGCUUCGUUCGUCAUCUGCUACCUUCCCAUCACCAUCAGCAAGACCUUCAAAGACUCCAUUGACAUUCACGGGCUGAACAUAGCUGGCUACGUACUUAUCUACUUGACAACGUGCAUAAAUCCAAUAAUUUACGUGGUCAUGAGUUCCGAGUACAGACAAGCCUACAAGAAUUUGCUGAUGUGUCGGAGCUCCAGCCAGGAAGUUGCACUCCCUCAACAGCAGCCUGGUAAUGGCGCGGGAGGUGCUGGCCGGAGCGUGUCCCAGAGGGCAUGACAACGGUUGCACAGGGGCUCCAAGAAGCCAAGAGCCCCUUCGUCAGUUCACUUGGUAAAAAGAAGGUCUAAUUCGCCACCGACGACGACCUCUGGGGAGGAAAAAGACAGCAAGACGUGAUCACGGUGGCCGUACUUUUGGUACCAUUCUCUGUUAAAUUAUGGCUGCAAGUGAAGUGACUUAGAUAUGAAGAUAAAUGAAUGUUUAUUUUCUGAGAUUUUACCAAGAAGAUUUCUAUUCUUUGAAGACGAGAAAGCUGCGAUUAAAGAUGAUAUUAAUCUUUGAGUUCUUUUCUUGCAAAUGCUCUGGAACUACCAUAGACAUUUAGAAAGUUGUUUAAGGGUUCAGCAUCAACGAAAAUUAUUUGUCAGAAAGUAACUCUACUUCAGUGUCUACGUGAUUGUUACGAGGUCAAAGAUUUACAAAGCCAAAGGUUGAUAAAAACAAGUAAUUCACAUUAAAAACUUGAACCAAAUAAAGCAUGAAUACAAUUUUUGUAGAAGACUGGAGAUUUUAACUGUAGAUCCUUUAUAGAGGACGUGUACACAAAAGGAAAGGCUUGUGAUUAAUAUCCUUAUUAAUUUGUAAUAAAAACAGUUCAGAGACAUCUUGUCAAACUGCAUUCACAAACUAACCUAAAGAAUCGGUUUAGAAUUUAGUUCAUCGUAGUUAAAUUAGAACAACAACAACAACAACAACAACGCAAUUGCUGCUUUUGCUCAAAUGUCGCAGUUCUACGCAAUGGAACUUUUGCUGCAGAGAAGAAUCUAGUCUCAAAAAGUUACCAUAAUUUUAUAUAUCUAUAUAAAUUUGAUACUUUUGGACAAGCCGUGUUCGUGUCUGGUCGUUUGGUUAAAGGCGCAUCGAUGUCUUCGCUCGCCAAGACACAAUAAUCUGUUUCACAAAUGGCACGCGUCAAUGUCGAAGGCCGACAAGCAGAUUUGGUACUUGGAUGCCCCUUCAGCAAGAAAUUAAGAGGAUGCUGUACUACUAAUGAGAGCCACGGAUAUUUGUCAUCUUAUUUCUUCAA